Messenger RNA from Prunus armeniaca (apricot), 2262 nucleotides. The record is from the annotation of a GenBank genome assembly. NCBI's taxonomy places the organism in Eukaryota, Viridiplantae, Streptophyta, Magnoliopsida, Rosales, Rosaceae.
AUGGCAGCUUAUGUUGAGGAUGGAGUUCCUGAAGAAAAGUUGCCUGGGAAGCUUCAGUCAGAUGUUGAUGUAAUUGAUGAUGAAGUGAAUGACAACCCAAUUGAGCAAGUUAGGCUAACUGUUUCAACCACCGAUGACCCUUCACAGCCAACCUUGACAUUUCGUACAUGGGUUCUUGGGAUAAUUUCAUGCUCCGUUCUUGCUUUUAUGAACCAAUUUUUCGGGUACCGCCAGAAUCAGCUGUAUGUUUCUUCGGUCUCGGCACAAAUUCUUGUCCUCCCUGUUGGGAAGUUGAUGGCUGCUACCCUUCCAGAGAAGCCAAUCCGAUUCCCAUUCACAAAGUGGUCGUUUUCAUUGAAUCCGGGGCCUUUCAACUUGAAAGAACAUGUGCUGAUCACCAUUUUCGCCAACUCGGGAUCAAACAGCGUUUAUGCUGUUAACAUUAUCACAAUUGUUUUGGCUUUCUACCACAGGAAAAUGCAUCCUGCAGCAGCCUUCUUGUUAGCUCAAACCACUCAGAUGCUUGGGUAUGGAUGGGCUGGCAUUUUCAGAAAAUAUCUUGUUGACUCUCCUUACAUGUGGUGGCCUUCAAAUCUGGUUCAGGUCUCUCUUUUCAGGGCAUUGCACGAAAAGGAAAAGAGACCGAAGGGAGGCCGCACUAGGCUGCAGUUCUUCUUCAUGGUUUUCAUAUGCAGCUUUUCUUACUACAUUGUUCCAAGUUUUCUUUUCCCCUCCAUUUCUGCUUUCUCCUUUGUUUGCUGGAUAUGGAAGGACUCCAUCACUGCCCAACAGAUUGGUUCCGGCAUGCAUGGCCUUGGCAUAGGCUCCUGGGGCAUUGAUUGGUCCACUGUUGCUGGCUUCUUAGGCAGCCCAUUAGCCACACCCGGAUUUGCUGCCAUUAACAUCUUAAUUGGUUUUGUCUUGAUUGUUUACGUUGUCACCCCCAUUGCUUAUUGGAACAACGCCUAUGAUGCUAGGAAGUUUCCAAUAUUUUCGUCACACACUUUCGACUCCACUGGCCAGAUCUAUAACAUUUCCUCGGUUCUGGAUCAGAAAAAUUUCGAUAUUAAUAUGGUUAGGUACAACGGUUACAGCAAGCUCUAUCUCAGUACCUUCUUUGCCUUCACUUAUGGGUUGAGCUUUGCCACUUUGACAGCUACUAUUUCCCAUGUUGCUCUCUUCCAUGGAAGAACAAUCUGGCAGAUGUGGAAAAAGACAACUAGUGCAGUGAGAGAUCAGGUUGGAGAUAUCCACACCAGGCUGAUGAAGAAGAACUAUGAAGCAGUGCCCCAAUGGUGGUUUCACAUCAUCCUUGUUUUAAUGGUUGCUCUUGCUAUCUUUUGCUGUGAAGGUUUUGGCAAACAGCUCCAACUUCCAUGGUGGGGAGUUUUAAUGGCUUGUGGAAUUGCACUUUUUUUCACCUUACCCAUCGGCAUCAUUCAAGCCACAACAAACCAGCAACCAGGGCUUAACGUGAUCACAGAGUUAGUUAUUGGAUACAUUUACCCAGGAAAGCCUCUUGCUAAUGUGGCUUUCAAGACCUAUGGAUAUAUCAGCAUGUCACAAGGACUUAUGUUUCUUCAGGACUUCAAAUUGGGACACUACAUGAAGAUCCCUCCUAAGUCCAUGUUUGUUGUGCAGUUAGUUGGAACAAUAGUUGCUUCAAGUGUCUACUUUGGCACAUCUUGGUGGCUUCUCACAACCGUUGAGAACAUCUGUGAUCCAUCAAAGCUGCCAGAGGGAAGUCCAUGGACAUGUCCUGGUGAUGAUGUGUUCUACAAUGCAUCAAUCAUUUGGGGUGUCAUUGGCCCCCUCAGAAUGUUCACUGACAAAGGAGUCUACCCAGAGCUCAACUGGUUCUUCCUCAUUGGCUUAUUGGCACCUGUCCCUGUUUGGCUGCUCUCUAAACAAUUUCCCAACCAAAGGUGGAUCAAGCUCAUAAACAUGCCCAUUAUACUGGGAGCCACAGGUUCCAUGCCUCCUGCUAGGGCUGUGAACUAUUUGACAUGGCUUGCAGUUGGGAUUUUCUUCAACUUUUAUGUGUUUAGAAAGUACAAGGGCUGGUGGGCUAGGCACAACUAUAUCCUCUCUGCUGCUUUGGAUGCUGGUGUGGCCUUCACAGCAGUUCUGCUGUAUUUCACCCUCCAAUCCAAGGAUAUCACGGGUCCAAACUGGUGGGGCCUGGAAGCUGAUGACCAUUGCCCGCUCGCCACGUGUCCCACGGCACGGGGUAUAGUUGCCAAAGGCUGUCCAGUUCUCUGA